Molecule: messenger RNA, 1060 nt
Organism: Patiria miniata (bat star)
Lineage: Eukaryota; Metazoa; Echinodermata; Asteroidea; Valvatida; Asterinidae
Product: histone H4
Exons: 2
Coding region: 163-474 (103 amino acids)
Biological process (GO): nucleosome assembly
Cellular component (GO): nucleosome
Molecular function (GO): structural constituent of chromatin; DNA binding; protein heterodimerization activity
Source: RefSeq, a predicted model, not a curated record
GGUGGUAUUUUCCAACACGUCCGCAAUACAGGAAUAAUAACAAAGCGCGCUCGAAUCGAAGGCCAUUUCAUUUUUAAAAACUCGCUCGAAAGACGUAGGGUGCCCUCAACUGUUGUCGUGCCUAGCUGCAUUUGAGUCCUUAGCAGACGAGACUUCAAGAAAAUGUCUGGUCGAGGCAAAGGAGGAAAGGGUCUAGGCAAGGGAGGAGCCAAGAGACAUCGAAAGGUCCUCCGAGACAACAUUCAAGGGAUCACCAAGCCAGCAAUCCGAAGGCUUGCCCGUCGAGGUGGAGUCAAGCGAAUCUCCGGUCUAAUCUACGAGGAAACACGGGGUGUGCUCAAGGUGUUUCUGGAGAACGUGAUCCGUGAUGCUGUGACGUAUUGUGAACACGCCAAGCGGAAAACCGUGACGGCCAUGGACGUGGUGUACGCCCUCAAGCGUCAAGGCCGGACGCUCUACGGAUUUGGCGGCUAACCAGACACCGAACCAGACAUCAUGGCACAGAUUACUUCAAAUCCCAAGUUGACCUCAAAUUGACCUUUUACAAUGGAGACUUCUCUCAAAACAAAUGAUGAUCCUAAAUGUACCAUCUACCCUGCAUUUUUUCAACAAACUUUACGAGUAUUUUAGGCAGAUGUUCCGAGGUUUUUCAUGUGUGGGUGUAUGGUUAUUUUGGAGUGACGACUUCCUUCCUAUUGGUACCGGCAAAUAAUUGUUAUACCUGCAAAGAUCCGGACGAGAUAAUCGCACUGAUAUUUUUGUUAUUUAUUAGGUUCAUUUAUUUGUAACAAAACAAUUUUAUCGACCAUCUAUUUGACAUUAGUGAGCGGAAAUUGUAACCAUCACGUCAUUAUCGAGCGAUUUGUUGUGUUUUGCCAUAAUUAAUUUCGUUAAAAUUUAAUAAGUAGUUUUGUGUAUUGUGUCAUGUUGUGCUGUAUAUUAUGUAUAUCGUUUUGCCUUAUUUUGCUUAUAUAUUAUUUGAAAAAGAAAAAGUUAGAUGUUAUAGUUAAUAAAUUGUAAUAAAUUAAAAAAAAGAAACUGUUUGCUUUUCGCCACUUAU